AUGAAGGCUGGUGUUUUUGCUGUCGCUGCCGCGCUGGCUGGAGGCGCCUCUGCUCAACCUGGAAAGCAUGCCCGUCGCCAUGCUCACGAGGCUUUCCAUGAGAGAGGAUUGUACUUGACUGCCGUCACUGGUACUGGUUCUGCUCCUGAGCCAACCUGUGGUUGCACAACCAUCUACACCACCGUUACUGGAGAAGGCACUAUCAUCUUCCCUUCCCCCACGUACGCUGCCAACACCACCUCCGUUGCUGCUCCUCCAACUUCGACCUACGUCCCAGUUCCUACUACCUACCCUUCCCCAGUUGUCCCAACUCCUCUCGCGACAACCUGCCCUACUCCAGGUGUUUACACCAUCCCAGCCACAACCGUCACUCUGACUGAGUCGACCACCGUCUGCGGCGCUACUUCAACUGAGGUCCCAGUCGGUACUCACACUGCUGGAGGUGUCACAACUGUUGUUGAGAAGGAGACAACUGUUGUCUGCCCAUACGCUGCCAUUGAGACCAACUCAAAUGUUACUACUAGCGUUAUCAAGACUACCACCUACGUCUGCCCAUCCGCUGGAACCUACACGAUUGCCCCAUUGACCACCACCGUCACUGAGUCCACCGUCUGGGUCUACCCAACUCCAGCUUCGUAUGCCCCAGGAACAUACACCCAGCCAGAGGUCGUUACCACCGUCACCGAGACCAACUACGUUGUGGUCUGCCCAUUCACCUCCCCAGCCCCUGUUAAGCCAACUUCAACUCCAGUUGCUGCCCCUACCUACGAGGCCCCAGCUCCAGUUGUUACCUACGAGGCCAAGCCAACUAUCGCUGCUGCUCCCCCCAAGAACACUCCAACCAAGCCCAACGGACAACUUGGAUCCUCAGGACCACAAUGGGCCAUCACCUACUCCCCAUACCAGAACAACGGACAGUGCAAGGAUGCCUCAUCUGUCGCCAGUGACAUUGCUAAGAUCGCCAAGGCUGGAUUCUCCACCGUCCGCAUCUACAGCUCUGACUGCUCUGGUCUCGAGAACAUCGGAGCUGCUUGCGAGGCUCACGGACUCAAGAUUAUCCUCGGUAUCUUCAUCAGCGGCACCGGAAUCUCUGGAGCUGCCGAGCAAGUGACCGAUAUCAUCUCCUGGAACAAGUGGAGCAUGGUCGACCUCGUUGUCAUUGGUAACGAGGCCGUCUUCUCCGGAUCCUGCUCCGGCGUUGAGCUCGCUGCUUUCAUCGUCUCCUGCAAGACCGCCUUCAAGGCUGCUGGUUACUCUGGACCCGUCACCACCACCGAGACCCUUGAUGUCUGGGAAAAGAACGCCGCCGUCCUCUGCCCUGUCGUCGAUGUCGUUGGCUGCAACAUCCACCCCUUCUUCAACGCCGAUGUUGACGCUGAGCACGCCGGUGAGUUCGUCGCCUCCCAACUCAAGCUCGUCGAUGGUCUUUGCCCAGGCAAGUACGGACUCAACCUCGAGACCGGAUGGCCAUCCGCCGGAACCUGCAACGGAAAGGCUUGCCCCGGUAAGGCCGAGCAAGUCACCGCCAUCAAGGGCAUCGAGGCUGCCGUCGGAGGCAAGUCCGUCAUGUUCUCCAUGUACAAUGACCUCUGGAAGGAGCCAGGUGCGUUCGGUUGCGAGCAGAGCUGGGGUGCCAUCCAGAUCUUCGGCCAGUAA
Cadophora gregata is the source of this 1656-nucleotide messenger RNA. RefSeq lists its product as uncharacterized. The transcript is spliced from 2 exons. Gene Ontology annotation, biological process: cell wall organization. NCBI's taxonomy places the organism in Eukaryota, Fungi, Ascomycota, Leotiomycetes, Helotiales, Ploettnerulaceae. Bases 1 to 1656 code for a protein of 551 amino acids. Gene Ontology annotation, molecular function: glucan endo-1,3-beta-D-glucosidase activity; 1,3-beta-glucanosyltransferase activity. Gene Ontology annotation, cellular component: cell surface; extracellular region; fungal-type cell wall. The record is from RefSeq and is a predicted model, not a curated record.